AUGGAGUCUGGAAGGCCUCGAUCCAGUCAGACGACAGUUUCGGUCAAUUUUGACGACACCGACUCUCUCUCGCAUCCACAGCUCAAAUUUGGUGUUGCCGAGUGCAUCGAGACUAAGACGGUCACUACGACUACUACUACUAAGAGAUCAUAUCCGCCUCUUCUUGUUAGAGAGUCGAAGCCGCUCUCCUCCCUCGACUCCAAAGAAUAUCCUCUAGCUCAGAAACCAACCCCUCCUGAGUUAGCUAACUUCAGCUUCAACGUUGCUCACUAUGGCGGCAUAUCUUGGCCUGUUGAUGAUGUCGAUGUUGAAUAUCAGCAAGACUCCCAACAGUCUGCUAGUGAUGGAUCCGUCGAGGAUAUCAAGGCGGAGCCGGAAUUAGAUGCUACUCACCACCAAAUUAGUCGCCGCUCAUCGAAACCUUAUCUACCUACAUCGUCUCGCAGAGCCCAUAGGGUGAACUCUCGAGCCGCCUCCCCCGUUGUCGGCGGAUCUGUCCGGAAAAGUUCGCAAAAGCAGUCAACACGAUCAUUCGUACCAAGCCUCCCUAACGCCGUGUCAGAUAAGCUGCGCCGCUCGCUAACUAAUGCCUCCCGUAAGGAUGCUAUCAAGAACAACACAACAAGAUUAACUAGUAGUUUCCCUGUUACUCCCGACACAUCUGAGCCGACUCCGGUCAACGCGAACCGAUCCCUCAAACUUCGAAGUACACAUCUCGAUUCUUUCGAAACCCCAGAAUCCAAUAAUGCCAGUCAAUCCCAGUCCUUUUUUGAUGUCUCGAGCCCUUCGGGCAGCGACUCGCACACUGUAUUUAGCAGCAACGUGGCCACGCCACCGAUUACCGAUGCGGAUGCGGAGGCUGAACCAUUUGGUGAUGUGGACGCGGAUGAAUCUCUCCAGCAAUCUAUUCGUGCCUUGCACCACCCAAGACCCAUCAAUACACUCGCUGCUCAAGAUGCAAGCUUGCCCAGCCCGCGCCUAUCUCCAACCCUUCAGGCUUCCAAAUUCCGUGGGCUCGAUCAAGACGACGGAGACAACGCGGCGGACGAGGACGUGUCCGUUCUUUUCCAAGAGGAAAGUCAGAAUUCGAUGGAUUAUGAGUCCGGCCCGUCUUCAACCAUGGAACCCUCGUCUCUGGUCGUCAGACGAUUUAAAGAUCCUUCGCAAUACCAGCCUACAAUCAUGGACACCCGCUCGAUGUUGGAAACUUUCGACUCUAUGCCUGCCGAGAUGAAGUCAUUCAUGAUGUAUCAGUUUCUCCGCAGAUGUUCCAGAAAAACCCUCCACAUCGUUGCUGAUGUGGUCAACCCAGCCCUUAAAUGUGACGUCUUGAAGGACCUGCCCAUUGAGCUGACCUUACACAUCCUUUCUUACCUAGACCAUCGUGACCUUUGCCGCGCGGCUCAGGUCUCGAAACACUGGCGAGGAAUUAUUGAUAGUAAUGAGACAGGUUGGAAAGAGCUCUUCGACGACGACGGCUUUACCCUAGCCCCCGGAGAGCUCGAUAGAGCUAUUAGAGAAGGUUGGGGUUGGCAAGACCCGGUGGGACCUGAAGGUUGCGAGCGUGACUAUAGCACCCAGGCUAGACUUACUUCCUCCGAGACCGAACUGAUACGUUCCUCGAAGCCCGAUCCCCCACAGAAACUACGGACAUCCAAGCGUAAGCGGGCUCUGAACAGCAUCACUAGCUCUGAGCGGUCGAAACGGCGAGCGAGCGCGCAAGAGAUGACAAAGGAUGAGAAAACAUAUACGGGAGAACGGGUGCACAAGUCCGAAGGUCCUAUGUCUGCUGCAAACGCCGCAGCCAUGGCGGUUCCUGACCCGCAUACCGGCCUUCCGAGCCUUAGGAAGCUUCACUUAUUCAAGUCGCUCUAUCGUCGCCACUACAUGAUCCGCAAGAGUUGGACGAGUGGCAAAGUCAAGCCUAGCCAUGUCGCUUUCGCGGCUCACCCCCGGCACGUAAUUACCUGUUUACAGUUUGACGAGGACAAGAUUAUUACCGGAAGCGACGACAUGCUUAUCCAUGUUUACGACACUAAGACUGGUAAACUCCGUCGUCGCUUAGAAGGCCAUGAAGGUGGGGUAUGGGCACUUCAGUACGAAGGCAACGUCCUGGUAUCUGGUUCAACGGACCGCUCCGUCCGUGUGUGGGAUAUCGAGAAAGGCCUCUGCACCCAGGUCUUCUACGGUCAUACUAGUACUGUCCGAUGCCUACAAAUCCUAAUGCCGACAGAUACCGGCAGGGUAGAGAACGGGCAGGCGGUCAUGAUGCCGCCGAAACCUCUAAUCAUUACCGGAUCCCGUGAUAGUCAGUUACGAGUUUGGCGUCUUCCCGAGUCCGGCUCUAGGAGAUAUAUCCAGACCGGACCUCCAGCCAAUGACGCCGAUUGUCCUUACUUCAUCCGCACACUACAAGGUCAUACCCACUCAGUUCGGGCGAUCGCCGCCCAUGCCGAUACACUCGUCAGUGGGAGCUACGAUAAUACCGUCCGCGUAUGGCGUAUUAGCACAGGGGAAACGGUUCAUGUGUUACAAGGACAUUCGCAAAAGGUAUACAGUGUGGUGUUAGAUGUAGCCCGUAACAGGUGUAUAUCGGGUAGUAUGGAUAGCUUCGUGAAGAUUUGGGACCUGGAAACCGGGUCGUGCUUGCACACGCUCGAAGGGCACUCGUUGCUUGUUGGGUUGCUUGAUCUUCGUGACGAGCGACUGGUCUCGGCGGCGGCGGACAGCACCCUUCGUAUCUGGGACCCGGAGAGCGGGCGAUGCCAGUCGACAUUGACGGCCCAUACUGGCGCGAUUACUUGUUUCCAACAUGACGGGCGCAAAGUUAUUAGUGGCAGCGACCGGACCCUCAAGAUGUGGGAUAUCCGCUCAGGCGAAUGCAUCCAAGACCUUCUCACAGACCUUAGUGGAGUCUGGCAGGUCAGGUUUGAUGAACGCCGAUGCGUAGCGGCUGUCCAGCGGGAUAACUUGACGUAUGUCGAGAUUCUCGACUUCGGCGCCGUUCGUGAUGGCAAACCUGCUGAAGAACUCGGAAAGCGUAUCCUGCUAAAUGCGCCCGAAGUGCAAAGAAUCAUGGAAGAAGACAACUAA
Daldinia childiae is the source of this 3093-nucleotide messenger RNA. Its product is annotated as Cell division control protein 4. The record is from RefSeq and is a predicted model, not a curated record. Bases 1 to 3093 code for a protein of 1030 amino acids. Gene Ontology annotation, biological process: proteasome-mediated ubiquitin-dependent protein catabolic process; ubiquitin recycling. Gene Ontology annotation, molecular function: ubiquitin binding. Gene Ontology annotation, cellular component: nucleus; cytoplasm. Lineage: Eukaryota; Fungi; Ascomycota; Sordariomycetes; Xylariales; Hypoxylaceae. The transcript has 3 exons.